CAAUCACACGGUGCCACCACCACCCAUCCACUACUCCCACUCCGACCACGCCUCCCAUUCCCCCCCCACCCCAAGUACGCCCAUCCACGACGCCAAAGAUAAGAGUCCCUCGUAUUCCCGGGUUACUCCAGCGCAACAUGUCGGAGCGAAAGAGACGACGGGCCUUUGCGCCCCGGGCCCGCACCGGGUGUCGCACGUGCCGGAUCCGCCAUGUGCGCUGCGAUGAAGCCCCCGGUUCGUGUUACAAUUGCUCCUCCACCGGGCGGAAAUGCGAUGGCUAUGACCAGACCCACUUGCCUCUGGCCACCGCCCGGUCUCGCAAGUCCAUCGUCUUGCAGAUGCCCGCCAGCAUCGCGACCAAUCUGCGCGGAAUGACCCCGGAUGAACGCCGCGGCUUUGCCUUUUUUCUCACCCAAACCGUCCCCAUGAUCACCAGCUGUUUCAAUUCCGACGUCUGGCAGCGGCUGGUGCUGCAGAUGAGCCAAGCCGAUCCCGCCGUUGGCCAUGCCGUCGUCGCCCUCAGCGCCAUGCACCAGGAUACCCAGCUCCAACACAUCACCCUCCACCACAGUCCGCUCCGUCGCUUUGCUCUCGAGCAGUACAACCGGGCCAUCUCUAUGCUUCACACGCGACUCCCGUCUAACGAUCCGCAACUGCGAGGGGUGGUGCUCAUGUGUUGCUUCGUUUUUGUCACUUUGGAGCUACUGCAGGGCGAUUAUCCCGCAGCCAUGGCGCACUUGCAGAAUGGGUUGAACAUUCUGGGCAUGAACGGUCCGCGGACUGACCCGGUGUCGGCGUGGGGCAAGGCGCGGGGAUUAGAGAUGUCUACAGGGGGGACGGAGAUGGCCCUGGUGGGCGCCUUUCGACAUCUCCAGGUCCAGGCCGUCCAUUUCGCGCCGCCAGGUUCAGCCGUGCACUCCCGCCCGGAACAGUUCGAGGAGAUGGACGAACAGCGCCCAUUUCACAGUUUGGCUGGGGCCAAAGAGGCCCUCGAUCCGAUUUUAAGCGACGUCCUAUACGGGUUUCAGAUCCGCUGCGAGUUUGCCGUUCAAGGGGACGCUACUGAUUUCCUUACCCUCUCAGUCGAGCGCCACUAUCUCCUGCGCCGACUGAAGACGCAUCGGGUGGCGCUGGAAGCGCUCGUCGCACAGGGGGAUGGCGAGUGGAGCCCUCGCGACCUCCGUUGCAUCAAUAUUAUGCGAUUGCACCAUACGACUCUCGGCGUCCUUUUGGGCACCUUGCUGAAUCUUUCCGAAAUGACCUACGAUGCAUACCUUGCCGAGUUCAACGAAACGGCCGACCUAUCGGAGAGGGUUGUCGAAAGCUUAAUGCAGGAAUACGGGGGCGGUGGCUUUCCGAAGAUGGUGAUGGAUAUGGGAGUGAUCCCCGGGCUGUUUUGGACCUUUUUCAAGUGCCGCGAUACGAGUUGCCGUCGGCGAAUCCUGAAGAUCUUGGAAGCAUGGCCACAUCGGGAGGGGCCAUAUGAGUCCAACCUGGUUCUGCAUGUUCUGCGGACCCACAUGGAGGUCGAGUGUGAAGGUGAACAAAUCAUCACCGGUGCUGAUGGCCAAACCACGACUAUCAUUCCGGAAAGUCGGCGGGUACGAGAGGCGUGUCUCGAGAUCUCGCCGGAUCGGGGAGAUAUAUUCCUGGCAUAUCGAUUAUCAGGCGACAGUCAAAUGCAGAAACGGCGAGUUCCGAUGGCGGAUGAGAAUUUUCGAUCUUCGUUGGACGAAGUCUCUCAGGGGAGUACUCAGUAUCUUUGGCUUACUUCUCAUCAGACUUCGCUUUCGCCAGCUCAGGCUGUUACCCCUGGAGAUCUGUGUCGUUUCGCGGGUCACCUGCCGGUAAUUUGGCGUUGUACGACUUGAUGUCAUUGUUGAGACUCCACUAUGUUGUACGAUGUCACCUUCCACGAUUUAUUCAAUAUCUAAUCUCCUGUACAUAUCAACAUCAUCAGUGUCAUGUUACAGUAAUAUGACAGAACGUAAAUGCAUCUGCGUUCUCCCUACAAUCACAUCAAGUC
Aspergillus ibericus CBS 121593 is the source of this 2026-nucleotide messenger RNA. Its product is annotated as Zn(II)2Cys6 transcription factor. The transcript is spliced from 4 exons. The record is from RefSeq and is a predicted model, not a curated record. Gene Ontology annotation, biological process: regulation of DNA-templated transcription. The coding region runs from base 138 to 1871 and encodes 577 amino acids. Lineage: Eukaryota; Fungi; Ascomycota; Eurotiomycetes; Eurotiales; Aspergillaceae. Gene Ontology annotation, molecular function: zinc ion binding; DNA-binding transcription factor activity, RNA polymerase II-specific.